This is a messenger RNA of Phyllopteryx taeniolatus (common seadragon), 4508 nucleotides long. Its product is annotated as zinc finger protein OZF-like. The transcript has 2 exons. The record is from RefSeq and is a predicted model, not a curated record. Lineage: Eukaryota; Metazoa; Chordata; Actinopteri; Syngnathiformes; Syngnathidae. Bases 82 to 1251 code for a protein of 389 amino acids. Gene Ontology annotation, molecular function: RNA polymerase II cis-regulatory region sequence-specific DNA binding; DNA-binding transcription factor activity, RNA polymerase II-specific. Gene Ontology annotation, biological process: regulation of transcription by RNA polymerase II.
UGUGUUUAACAAGACGACUUGCAGAAGUUGAGCAGAGAGCAGAAAGUCGCAGUGUGAGUUUGUGUCAAACAAGCAAAAAACAUGUGCAAGGUGAGAAUGCUGAGAGCGUUGGUGAAGCAGCGGCUCAACUUGGCCGUGGAGGAGAUCUUCGGACUGUUUGAGAGAACCAUAGCGGAGUACGAGGUGGAACUUUGCCGAGCCCGGGAGGAGAACGAACGUCAGCGGGUGCUGCUGGGAGCCGUUGCCUCCACUUUGCGUCGUCGAGUCGGGCGACACACGGAAGACAUCCAGCAUGUGUUGGUGGAAAGUCCAGAAGAGGUUCCCUCCAUGCAGCAGGAGAGCGGCCCCAGAGCAAACCAGGAGAAACCAGCGCAGCUCUCCAGUGUUAAAGAGGAAGAGGAGGACGUGUGGAGCGGUCAAAAUGGGCAGGCUGACGUCACCACGUCCACGCUGACUGGCGAAGAUGACCAAGCGCAGUCCUCGCAGCUUCAUGACGAGAACGAAGCGGCGGCAGGCAGCGGCUCCUCGACUCGACGCACGUCGAGCGCCCCGUUGAGCUGCCCCGAGUGCGGCAAAACGUUCGGCCAGAAGGGCAAUCUGAUCAUACACGUGCGGACGCACACCGGAGAGAAACCUUUCGCCUGUUCCUAUUGCGACCGGAGAUUCUACACAAAGCAUCACGUGAAGAGACACACCACCAUUCACACUGGCGAGAAGCCCUUUUCCUGUUCGUUCUGCGGGAAACGAUUCCGGGAUAAGUUCGAGGUGAUAAAGCACACGAGAACGCACACCGGCGAGAAACCCUUCACCUGCCCGGUUUGCGCCAAAGGCUUCUCUCGGCGAUCGUCUCUCCGCUUACACGUUCAACAACACUGCGUGACGGCAGGAACUGGCGGAGGGCAGAAUUUGGACGCCGGACGGGCGCCCUCUUCUGAGACCGAUCGCAAUGACAACAGUGACCGGGAUGGUAAAAACGAAAAGAUGUAUCUCAUUGACAACAAGCAACGGAAUUGCCCUGUAUGCGGGAAAACGUUUGGCCAGAGGUGUAGCUUGAUAAGACACAUGAGAAUACACACGGGGGAGAAACCCUUCUCCUGCGCCGUUUGCGCCAAAAGCUUCCGGGACAAGUUUGAAAUGCUGAAGCACAUGAGGACGCACACCGGCGAGAAGCCGUUCGCUUGCGGCGUGUGUCAGAAAAGAUUUAAUUUUAAGGUGCAGGUGAAGAGACACAAGUGUACCGUUAGCCAAUGACGAAGCAGGAGGCGGGGGAAACAGCGGAGGAACUGCGACUUACUCACAAGCUCUGACGGUUUGUUUGGAGUUGUUCCUAUUUUGCGAACCUGCAGGCUAUUGACCUUUUCACACUGACGUCACACGUACCUGCAAGGUGGCAAAAAACUGUAUCUGAUGGAUUAAUUAUUUUUCAAGUCAAUUGAAGUCAAACAACGAAACGUUUCAGUUCAGGUUAAUGCUAGUCAAUUGCUUUUCUGCCACACGCAAGUAGCCUCUGCCUGCUCUUGGGUCCAGUCUCCAUCCAAUUCGCGAUACUUUCUUUAUUACUGCAAGUGUUUAUCUCAUUGCGUGCACCACACUGCCCUUCAGAGUUCAAGACAUGCACAGCAGUUACUUUAUGUAAGCCAUCAGUUCAUGAUAAAUGGGUCGGUUUUUCUCAUACCAACAGUUGCUGAUUAGUGUUCUCUGUUUGAGUAAUAUCACUUGAUCAAACCUUUUCUAACAUUCCAUAAUACAAAAUUAUGUAUGAUUGCUGGGAUAGGCUCCAGCACGCCCGCGACCCUAGUGAGGAGACGCGGCUCAGAAAAUGGAUGGAUUGAUGGAUGUUGCUGAAAUUGGAUCGGAAAUGAAAAUGUUGGCUCGGGAUAUCCCUAGUUUUAAGUGUUAGUGACACACAUUGGGCAAAAGGGUUAGGGUAGGGGGUUGACAAAAAACAUUGGGAAACGGGAAGAGGGUUGUGACAGAGGGAUGUGCCAUGACCUCAGAGUUGAAGUCCCAAACUGUAACCCCCAAAUGAACCCUGUAAACUUGUGUACAAGUGAAAGGGAAUAGAAACAAAAUGCCUGCUCAUCACCCCUCAACACCUUCAAAGUCAAAAGUUCAAUUCAAUGGAAAAAAAAAAAAAAAAUAUCGGACUCAAGCAAGCCUUACACAAAACGCAAACGAGUUGCUCAGUUGAAAGGGAAAAAAAAAGUCUUGUCUGGUGCAAAAUGAAUAGUGUCAAGUGCUGUGGGACACCGGAGCACAGGUGUCCAUCAUUAGUGAAACAUGGUGAUCCCAAAACUUACCUGAUGCAGGAAUCCGUCCCAUCAGUGAACUGUUAAGUGAUGAUGAGCUGCUGGACUUAAGAGCUGUAAAUGUCUCAUAAAUCCCCUUUCAGAGCUGGCUACCAGUUAGUUUCAGUCUGUGUGACCCAAAAGUGAAAGAAGCAAUGUCAGAUGAGGUACUCGUCCCAGUACGAGUUUGUAAGGACUUAAUGCAGAGGCCCAUAAUAGGGUUUAAUGCCACUGUGGAGGUGUUGGUAAACAGAGAGAAUCAGGUUCAGCUGAGUUAAGAGUAUUGGAAUGCUCAGAAAUUCACUAAGACUUGGGUCAGGAAAGGCAAAAGCAUUGCUUAACCUCAUUCAGGGGAAUACUAACCAAAAUAUUACUUACCCUCUUAGAACAGGAUGCACAUCUUUUGUAGUUCCAGGAGGACAAAUGAAGUGUCAACACAGAUCUGAACGGAAAACACAAAUCCUCUUUGAACCUGAGAAAACACUUGCAUUGGAUCGAAGGACUCAAAAUUACCUGUCAGCUGAUAACUGUUUGCUGCUCCUCCGUAAAGUGAACAUUUACAGUGGGGCAAAAAGGUAUUUAGCCAGCCACCAAUUGUCUAACUACCUAAUUUUCAUCAGAGGCAUACCUCACCUAUAAGAGACAAAAUGAGACUUUAAAAAAAAAAAAAAUCCUGAAAAACACGUCUGAUUUUAAAGAAUUUAUUAGCAAAUUAUGGUGGAAAAUAAUUACAAUAAUUUCUCGUGUAUAAUGCGCAUUUCCCCCCCCCCAAAAAUGUCAAAAGUCAAUAGUGCACUUUAUACAUAUGUAUAGGGACAAAUGGAAAAAACUUUCACAUUUUAUAAAUGUAUGCCGCCAUCUAGUGGUUAUGAAAAAGUUGUAUACGUUCAUUCCAAAAUGCCACCGUCACCUAGAGGUUCUGAGAAAGGGGUACACUUUCAUUCUAAUAUGCCACCACCACCUAGUGGUUAUAAAAAAGGUGUAGCCUACACUUUCAUUCCAAUAUGGCAGGGGUACGUAUGACUGCCUAUAUGUACAGUUGUGCUCAUAAAUUCACAUACCCUGGAAGAAUAUGUAAAAUAUAUAUAUAUUUUUUAAUACGACUGAUGAGGCGGCACGGUGGGGACUGGUUAGCACAUCUGCCUCACAGUUCUGAGGACCGGUGUUCAAAUCCCGGCCCCGCCUGUGUGGAGUUUGCAUGUUCUCACCGUGCCUGCGUGGGUUUUCUCUGGGUACUCCGGUUUCCUCCCACAUCCCCAAAACAUGCAUGGUAGGUUAAUUAAAGAUUCUAAAUUGCCCUUAGGUGUGAAUGGUUGUUUGUUUCUAUGUGCCCUGCAAUUGGCUGGCGACCAGUUCAGGGUGUACCCCGCCUCUCGCCCGGGUAGAUAGCUGGGAUAGGCUCCAGCAUGCCCGCAACCCGAGUGAGGAUAAGCGGAACCGAAGAUGAAUGAAUGAAUGAUGACUGAACAAAAAACAUAAUUAAUUUCUUUAUGGUUAUGUUUUGUUUAAUGAUAAUGCUUUUCUGAAAUGAUUAACCGUUUAAUUUGAACCCCAUUAAAAUAAAAUUAAAUGUGUUUCGCUUGGUCCUUCAUGUUUUCUUUAAAGAAUUUUACCCAGCUUAAAAAUUCUGCCUGGGUAAUCAAACAUGAACAUGUAAUCAAACGGCCCCUUCUCCACCCAUGAAGAAUCUUAUCCUACAAUUCCAUUACAACAUGCUGGCAAUUUUUUGACUUGAGUUCGUUGUCACAUUUCUGUGGGGCCAAUUAUAUAUUACUCGUGCACUCACUGUAGUUGUCUCGCCACGGUGCACUAUUUACAUAUCUGUUGUUGACCAAUACUGGCCACUCAUGCCAGAGUAGCAUCUGCUCCAUUUGCACACUGAUUGAGAAGUAUCUGCAACAUUUGCACAAUCAACAUUGUCCCACUGCAUACGUGCUAGAAGACUCUGCAUCUUUUGCACAAUUGUCCCCCCAAAAAAAUUAUAUAUAUAUAUAUAUAUAUAUAUAUAUAUAUAUACCGGCAUUACCCGACAACUAGCAACCCUUUACUGCUCAGUGAUUGUAUUUUUUAUUUUUUUUUGUUAAUGUCUUUAUGUCUCCAAAGUGUUCUCUGUCAAUUGACUGUCUGUUGUCGUACUAGAGCGGCUCCAACUACCGGAGACAAAUUACUUGUGUGUUUUUGUUGUACGUACUUGGCAAAUAAAGAUGAUUCUGAUUCUGA